Messenger RNA from Chenopodium quinoa (quinoa), 2670 nucleotides. RefSeq lists its product as uncharacterized. The transcript is spliced from 6 exons. The record is from RefSeq and is a predicted model, not a curated record. NCBI's taxonomy places the organism in Eukaryota, Viridiplantae, Streptophyta, Magnoliopsida, Caryophyllales, Amaranthaceae. The coding region runs from base 1 to 2670 and encodes 889 amino acids.
AUGAAACGAAGAGAACGUAGUUGGAUGUAUAAAAGGACGAUUGGGCAAAGUAUUAAUCCAGAUUUCGUGAAAGGAGUUAAUGAAUUCAUUCAGUAUAUCAGAGAUCAUCCCGAGAGUAGUAAUCCGGAUGAGGUUAGGUGUCCAUGUGUUAAAUGUAAGAACAAACGCCUUUGGAAUGCAAAUACGGUUAAAAUUCAUCUGUAUGACAAGGGUUACGUACCUAACUACUAUGUGUGGAUGUGUCAAGGGGAGGGGUAUCCGGGAGUUCCCGAACGGCGUUCCAAUGAAUAUCAUGACAUGGUUUUGGAUGCUUUUGGUCAUAGUCAAGAUCAGGGGCAUUCCGAGGAGGCUAGUGUUUCAUCAGAGGAGGAGCGUAAUGCAACUGCUAAGCAUUUUUUGGAUUUGUUGAAGGAUUUUGAAAGGCCAUUAUACGAAGGGAGUUCUUUGUCUGUGUUAAAGAUGGCCGCUAUAAUCACUAGUCUCAAAUGUGAGUAUAAUUUGCCUCACAGAUGUGUUGAUGGGUUUGCUUCUUUGCUAAGUGAGGCGAUUCCGAACAACAAUCAUAUGGCCGACUCUUUCUACGAGGUGAAGAAGAUUGUGAAGGGGUUGGAACUGUCCCAUCAAAAGAUUCAUGCGUGCCCGAAAGGGUGUAUGUUGUUUUGGAAGGAUGAUGCUCAGUUGUCUGAAUGCAGGGUGUGUGGCAGCGACCGAUACAAGCAGACUUCCAAAGGUAGCCUAGUGCCUUUGAACGUUCUAUUUUAUUUCCCGAUCACACCCAGGUUGCAAAGACUUUUUGCAACGAAGAACAUUUCGGAGGAAAUGACAUGGCAUUCGAAAAAUCCCAGAGUUCAAGGCACAAUGGCACACCCUAGUGACAGCGCAGCUUGGACGCACCUCGAUUGUCGGUUUCCAGAGUUUGCUUCUGAGCCUCGUAAUGUGAGACUUGGCUUGUGUACUGAUGGUUUUGCUCCUCAUGCUAAGUUUGGGGAGGAGUUGAAACUGUUGUGGGAAGUUGGCGCAGCUACUUAUGAUAUUUCGAAGAAACAGAAUUUCAAUCUUCGAGCAGCCAUCCUAUGGACCGUUAGUGACUUCCCGGCUUAUGGCAUGUUGUCUGGUUGGGCCACGGCUGGUAAGAAAUCUUGUCCACAUUGCAUGGAGAAGACCAAAGCAUUUUGUCUUGAACAUGGUGGUAAAGUUUCUUGGUUUGAUUGCCACCGGCAAUUCCUGCCGACAGAUCACCCUUUUCGGAACAGUAAAACAGCAUUCUGUAAAAACAAAGUAGAGAAAGGAGCCCCUCCACACAUCAUGUCAGGAGAGGAGCUGUGGGAAUGUGUUAAGGACCUUCCAAAGGCUACAGAUGGACCCGAUUCAAUUAAAAGGAUGAAAAAUGAAAAGAAGGGGUGGUUCAAGCAAAGCACCUUGUGGGAGCUCCCAUAUUGGAAGCAUCUCCUCAUUCGUCACAACUUAGAUGUCAUGCACAUUGAGAAGAACUUCUUUGAUCAGUUAAUUCACACUGUAAUGGAUGUGAAAAAGCUUACAUGUGACACGCCUUCAACUCGGAAUGACAUUGCUAAAUAUUGUAAACGUCCCCAGCUUCAUCUUCAAGAGGAUGAUAGAGGAAAAGAGGUAAUGCCAAAGUCUCUAUUCGCUCUUGACAAGGCUCAGAGAAAAGUUUUGUGUGAGUGGGUUAAACAGCUGCGGUUCCCUGAUGGUUACGCCUCCAAUUUGAGCAGAUGCCCGUACGAGGUGAAGUUAUGUGGUCCUGUACAAUACAGGUGGAUGUAUCCCUUUGAAAGGUUCCUCAAUCAUUUGAAACGGAAAAUUGGGAACAAGGCUCGAGUUGAAGGGUCCAUAUGCAAUGCUUAUCUCACUGAAGAGAUAACAAACUUCUGCUCCAAUUACUUUCAGUCGACAGUUGACACUAAAACUCGAGAUCUUGGUCGAAAUGUGAAUGCCGACGUUGAGUCCACAUCGGACGGCGCUGAAAUACCAGAGUUGUUCAAAGAGGACAGUGGUCGUGUGUCAAAUGAGGGUAGAACUCGGUUCUUAGAUGACAAAGAACUCGAGUGUGCACAUUUGUUCGUGUUACGAAACACCGGCAUUCUUGGUGAAUACGAAAGGAAUUUUGAGGAUUACAUUAUUAGUACUCGACCUUUCCUGCGUAGAGAAGAUGUCAUGGAGAAUUUCGAAACUGAAUUCUCUGAUUGGUUUCAUCACAAGGAGGCCUACCGAAAGAGGGUUGAGGCGGCUAGCACUCAAAGGAUUCAGAAGAGUCCGAAUGAGCUGUACUGGGAGACAGUGGGUGGUCGGAACAAAAAAGGACGUGUGAAGGGACUAGGCGAAAGUGCUGACCUGUACUAUGGAAGCCAGAUGGGUCGCCGAAUUUCCACCUCUUCCAUGCAGUACACGCCCUCCUUUUUUUCUCAGAUGCAGGAUCAGAUGGAAUCCAGGGUCCAGGCUCUUCGGGAACAAAUGGAAGUCGACAUGGAAGCCCGAGUUCAAGCCCAAGUACGAGCCCAAAUGGAAGAAAUGGAGAAGAGGCUGGAAGAAAGGAUGAUGGGUCGUUACGCCAAUGACCCAUGUUCCAACGUGCGACCUCCAUUUCGAGAUCCCAGGGACGACGAUCCGGGUUUUGGUGGAGCUGUCCAGGGCUCUCACGCUGUUGUAUAG